Molecule: messenger RNA, 2175 nt
Organism: Homarus americanus (American lobster)
Lineage: Eukaryota; Metazoa; Arthropoda; Malacostraca; Decapoda; Nephropidae
Product: BTB/POZ domain-containing protein 1-like
Exons: 10
Coding region: 839-2134 (431 amino acids)
Molecular function (GO): protein binding
Source: RefSeq, a predicted model, not a curated record
CUUGGAUAGAUAUAUCUGUUCCUCUUCUCUGUGAUAAUGACCAAUCAUUUAUUUGUUGUAGUCUAGAAUUGUAUGUUAGUCAAGGUGUAUAAUGUGUUAAGUGCAGGUGAAAAUUAGUGAGGAGAUCUCUGAAGGAGUUUGUUAUGUGGAGUGAAAAUUAUAGGCACCACUAUUGUUCUGGUCACCACAACACCUUCUCUUCAACAUGUAUCAUCAUUAUACUGUUGUGGAUGACCUGCAAUGGCCAGUCUGACGUCAUUUACUGGUAGCCAUAAGCCAAAGCAGCCACAGGUACCCGCCCAGUUAGACUGCAGCAAAUAGUCAGUCUGGACUCAGUAAAAAACAGCCAAAACAGUCUGUGUCAAACAGUCAGUCAUUUAGCUGCUGAAAUAAAUCGCUCGAACAAUACCCAGCUAAGCAACAUCCCAGUCAAACAUUCGCCUACAAAGUCAAAAAGUCAAUCGACCGAUCAGGAAGACCUCCACCUGUCCAGUCAGUCAAGAGACCGUGUCGUGUUACUAGACCAUUCAACCAAAGAGCCGGUCGCCUUCACCCCAUCACCUCUCUCUAUACGACACACUGUGAAAGAAGCCUACCACCACCACCUCCACUUUACCAUUGCUUGUCACGCUACUUUUAUCCACCAGUGACCCUACCCAAUAUUCUUCUCCCCCCCCUAUUCUUCUUCCAUUCUACCCCCACCACAGCCACCAGUCCAAAAAGGAAGAAUGUUGUUCCGUGUUAAUCCACCCUCUACCCCAACCCAGCUCAACUUUUAAUCCUAGUUCACCACCACUCCUGUCAACCCCUCCUACCCUAAGAAUCCCCCUGCAGCAGCAUGUCUGCCCAGUCAGGAGCCUCACUCACGCCCCUCCGCCCGUGGCAGGACUCCCUACGCUCCACGGGGCAGGCACUUGGCUUCCUACUGGCGAGUGGCACACAUUCUGACGUCACCUUGGUGGUUGGCAGUGAGGGUAAACAGUUCAAGGCCCACAGUCUGAUCUUGGCUAUGAGGAGUCCGGUGUUUGAGGACCUGCUCCUCCUCAACCCGGCCAGCAAAAGAGGCGUGCUGCCCCUCAAGGACGACUCUCCCUGGGCAUUCCACUGGCUUCUCAGCCAUAUCUACUCCGACAAGCACGAGAUUGAUGGCAUUGACCUGGCGCUGCAGAUUCUGAGCUUGUCUGACAAAUACAUGGUGGCCAGUGCAUACGACACCUCCAUUAAGUAUCUCCAAACUGUAGUGAAACGCAACAAUGUACUCAAGAUUUACAAGUACCUGGUCCAUCUGUUCGCCGAUAACGACUCCCUGCAGAGCCUUUGCAAGAGGGUAUUCAAGGACAACGGUAACGCGGUGCUGUUGUCGCCUGCGCUGCUGGAUCUCACCCCAGAGGCCAUGUCCCAUCUCCUAAAGGAACCCCUGAAAAUUACUUCCGAGACUGUCAUCUUCAAGGCCUUGUUGAAGUGGGGUCACGCUCAACUGAAGCUUAGUGGGAAGACCUCCACUCCAUUGGGAAUUCGUCAAGAGAUCAGUCAGUUCCUGCCGCUGAUCCGCUUUUUAACUAUGACCUCCGACGAGUUUGUGCAGAACGUCCUCACGACGGACGUGCUGUCGUCAGAUGAGAGUGUCUUCGUGCUGAAGCAUAUCGCCAACCCAAAGAGCAGCCCCGCCUCCUCUUACCUAAACACGUCGCUCCAGAUCAACACUAGUAGGGAAAGCCGAGCCUCCCCCAUUACCAAGGAACAGAUGAGGACCUGCCUGUGUGAGGGUGUGAACAAGACGUGGCACCGGGAACCCAUUUAUCUGUUCAGUCUCAUUCCUUCGGACAACAUCGUCCUCCUGGCAGUCAGGGUGCAGCUGGAAGGUGGGACGCAGGAUGUCAAGCUGGAGAUCCGUAAAGAAGAUCCUAAGUCGACAACCAUCCUGGCAAGUGUUGAGGGCAACGGCACCAACCUCGCUUUCAAGAAUCCUGUACACCUUAGAGAGUCCGUCACCUACAUCUUCACGCUGCAGGUGUCAGACCCGGCCACGUCACUCUUCGGCAACAAACUGUGUCAGCAAGUUUACGAGGCGGAGGGCGGCUUCCAGAUCUCUAUCAGUCCCGGCAUCUUCAUUCAAGCAUUGGUGUUUUUCUGAUACUGUAUAGAGAGGCGCCUCGAAAAAUCAACCUUGCUUCA